CCAUCGAUCGGCAUGAGCCCGGCCGCCGGCAUGUUCCCAGUGUUUCCGCCGCCACCUUUCUGCUACACGUUCCCCGUGCAGCCCCCGCCGUACUUCCACCACGCACCCAUGUCGCCGGUAUGGCCGUCGCCCGCCGUCCCGGUGCGCUCCGUGUGGGCGUACAACUUCAACGCCGAAUCGGACAGCCUCCGCAGCGCCGCCAGGAGAGCCAGGUACGUCGCCGUCAACGUGCACUACCCGGGCGUCGUCCACCACGCCGGCGGCCAGGACCACAACACCCUCACCGCGGAGCAGCGCUACGCCCUCGUCAAGGCCAACGUGGACGGUCUCACGCCGCUCCAGGUCGGCGUGGCGCUCUACGGCAACGACGACGGGUACCUCGGCGCCUGGGAGUUCAACCUGCGGGACUUCCGCCCCAGGGCCGACCCGCACGACGAGAAGUCCCUUGCGUACCUCGCCCGCCGCGGCCUCAACGUCGGCGCGCUCCGCGACCACGGCGUCCGCGCCGACAUGCUAUGCGCGACGCUGUUUGAAUCCGGCCUGAUCAGCCCUCGGCGUGGGCCGCCGCGGAGCUGGAUCACCUACGCCGGGGCCUACCACGUCGCAUACCUGGUGAAGAUCGUCACCCGGGGAGCCGCGCUGCCGGAGGACGUGGCCGGGUUUGACGACGCCGUGCGGCGUUACCUGGGCAACCAGGUAUACGAUGUCGCUUGGAUGGCGGGCGACUGCCCGGCCAUGCCGCUGGGGCUAGAGCGCAUCGCCGCUCACCUCGGCUUCCAUUUGCCGCUGUGGAGCCCUCAACUCGCAGCUGCCGCCGGCGUGCGUGCGCUGCAGGUCUUCAUGCAUCUGAAGUACGGGGAGUUCGGCGGCAACGUGCAGAUGUACCGGGGCCUUCUUGAAGGCCUGCACUAGCUAAGUCGAUCUUACACCAACAAUGUCGAGCCGAGAACUGGAAGUUCGUGCAGGGAAGACUGAUGCCGACUUGCAUCCACGAUAGCUCUGAUCGAUCCC
Molecule: messenger RNA, 1011 nt
Organism: Hordeum vulgare subsp. vulgare (domesticated barley)
Lineage: Eukaryota; Viridiplantae; Streptophyta; Magnoliopsida; Poales; Poaceae
Product: probable CCR4-associated factor 1 homolog 11
Exons: 1
Coding region: 13-912 (299 amino acids)
Cellular component (GO): CCR4-NOT complex; P-body; CCR4-NOT core complex
Molecular function (GO): nucleic acid binding; poly(A)-specific ribonuclease activity
Source: RefSeq, a predicted model, not a curated record